UGUCGCUGUCACCGCCAGGAGGAGGCCGACGCUGCUGCGCUCCUCGAGCCGCCGAGCAGGAAGGAGCCUUCGCCGCCGCCGAACUUUCCCUCAGGGCCCACCAUGCCCGGGGCAGCGGCCCGGGGACUCUGAGCGCCGCUCCCGCCUUCCCCUCGCAGCGCCGCGGCCGGCUAUUGCACUUAAGCAUGAAUAUUGAAGACAAACUUGGAGGAUUAUUUCUUAAAUGUGGUGGCAUAGACCAAAUGCAGUCAUCCAGGGCUAUGGUAGGGAUGGGUGCAGUAUCUGACCAGUCUUCAGUAUCUGGGGAACGGCAAGCAGCAGUGCUUCAAGACCGGACUAUGGCACAUCAAGAAAUUCUUACAACAGAUGAAGUGUUACAAGAAAGUGAGCUUCGACAGCAAGAGAUGAUUUCACAUGAUGAACUCAUGGUCCAUGAGGAGACGGUAAAAAAUGAUGAUGAGCUGGAGGCUCAAGAUAGACUUCCUCAAGGGCUACAGUAUGCAGUCAAUGUUCCUAUCAGUGUAAAGCAAGAAAUUACUUUUACUGAUGCAUCUGAACAACAGAAGAGAGACAAAAAACAAAUACGAGAGCCAGUAGAUUUGCAGAAAAAGAAGAAAAGAAAACAGCGUUCACCAGCAAAGAUCCUUACAAUAAAUGAGGAUGGAUCACUUGGUCUGAAAACCCCCAAAUCUCAUGUUUGUGAGCAUUGCAAUGCUGCCUUUAGAACCAACUACCAUUUACAGAGACAUGUCUUCAUUCAUACAGGUGAAAAACCAUUUCAGUGCAGUCAAUGCGACAUGCGUUUCAUACAGAAGUACCUGCUACAGAGACAUGAGAAGAUUCAUACUGGUGAAAAACCAUUUCGCUGUGAUGAAUGUGGUAUGAGGUUCAUACAGAAGUAUCAUAUGGAAAGGCACAAGAGAACUCAUAGUGGGGAGAAGCCUUACCAGUGUGAAUAUUGUUUGCAGUACUUUUCCAGGACUGACCGUGUGCUGAAACAUAAACGUAUGUGCCAUGAGAGCCGUGACAAGAAACCUAAUAGAAGUGCCACCAAAGUUGGCCUUUUGACAUCUGAGGAAGAUCCUGGCUUCUCUACACCGAUGAAAGACAGCUCCUUGCCAAAGAAGAAAAGGCAGAAAACAGAGAAAGCAAAGUCUGUGGACAAGGAAAUUGGAGAUAAAUCAGAACAGAAGAAGGAUAAAAAUGACUACUUGCCUUUGUACUCUGCCAGUGCUAAAGUAAAGGAUGAAUAUAUGGUGGCAGAAUAUGCUGUUGAGAUGCCACAUUCUUCUGUCAGUGGGUCACAUUUAGAAGAUGCAAAUUCUGGAGAAAUACACCCACCUAAACUGGUUCUCAAAAAAGUUACUAGUAAGAGAAGUCUAAAACAGCCACUUGAGCAAAGUCAGACCAUUUCACCUUUAUCUACAUAUGAAGAGAACAAGGUUUCAAAGUAUGCCUUUGAUCUUGUGGAUAAACAAGGUUUAUUGGACGCAGAUGGUAAUGCUGACAUUGACCAAGUUGAUACUUUACAGGAAGGACCCAGUAAACCUGUACACAGCAGCACUAAUUAUGAUGACGCAAUGCAGUUUUUAAAGAAAAAGAGGUAUCUGCAAGCGGCUAGUAAUAAUAGUAGAGAAUAUGCCCUGAAUGUAGGUACUAUAGCAUCUCAACCUUCAGUAACACAGGCAGCUGUAGCAAGUGUCAUUGAUGAAAGUACCACAGCAUCCAUAUUAGAUUCACAGGCACUGAAUGUGGAAAUUAAAAGUAACCAUGACAAAAAUGUCAUCCCAGAUGAGGUGCUUCAAACCCUACUAGAUCAUUAUUCCCACAAGGCUAAUGGACAACAUGAAAUAUCUUUCAAUGUGACGGAUACUGAGGUGACCUCCAGUAUAUCAAUCAAUUCUUCUGAAGUAUCUGAGGUCACCCAGUCUGAAACUGUUGGAACAAGCUCUCAAGCUUCCUCAUCAGAUAAAGCCAGUAUGUUACAAGAAUAUUCAAAGUUUCUACAGCAAGCGUUGGACAGAACUAGCCAAAAUGAUGCCUAUUUGAACAACCCAAGCCUUAAUUUUGUGACUGAUAACCAGACUCUUACAAGCCAGCCAUCAUUCUCUUCCAUAGACAAACAGGUCUAUGCUUCUAUACCUGUCAAUAGCUUUCGAUCGGGAAUGAACUCUCCAUUAAGAACAACUCCAGACAAGUCUCAUUUUGGACUAAUGGUUGCUGAUUCCCAGCACUCUUUUCCCUUUUCAGGUGAUGAGGCAAAUCAUUCUUCCUCCUCCUCUACACAGGACUUCUUGGAUCAAGUGACUUCUCAGAAGAAAGCAGAGGCACAGCCUGUCCAUCAGGCUUAUCAAAUGAGCUCCUUUGAGCAGCCCUUCAGAGCUCAAUACCAUGGAGCAAGAGCUGGAAUAUCACCUCAGUUUAGCACUGCCAACGGACAGGUGAACCUGCGAGGGCCAGGCACAAGUGCUGAAUUCCCUGAAUUUCCCUUGGUGAAUGUAAAUGAUAAUAGAGCUGGGAUGACUUCUUCACCUGAUGCCACAACGGGCCAGACUUUUGGCUAAGAAAAUCUUUGUAAAUAAUAUUGGCACUUUAGAACAGAUCUGUCAAGAGUGGGGUUGCUCUGUAUAAGAUGGAGUGCUGUACAGCUUUUAAGAACGUUGUGUUAUAACAAAAGUAAGCUGAUAUAGCAAGAUCAAUAACUUCAUUUUUGGUUAGUCCACCAGUCAUUGAACUGCCUUACAUGUUGUCUCCCCUAUAAAAGGCAGUUUAUUACUCACUUGUUCGAGACCAGAAACUUGCUCUUUUACAUACACUUAAAUUUAAAACAAAACAAAAAACCCCAGGUAAGGUUUCCUCCCAUAAUAGUUUCCUAUUUGGUUUCAUUGUACGUUCUUGGGAGAACAGUAAUUGUCAUAUUGUCAUUUUCUAAGCUUGUCAGUGUAGUCAUUGCUCUUCAGUAGGGAACCUAAAUAUAGUAAACAGAAUAAACUAAAAGUUUAAAUGUCAAGCGAUUAUGGCUAAACCACAUUGGUGUAUUCUAUAGAAAUACCCUUUCUUCCCUCUUUCUUAAAAUGAAGUAUAUGCCAUAUGCCCUUUAUUUUUGCUUUGCAUUACACUGAGCUGUGUUUUGGAGGAAAAAAGUAAUAAUAAAUUCUGAUAGACUAACUCCAUUAUUUAAAAGUCUAAUUAAUUUAAAAUACUUUAAAAACUUUUUUAGCAAAAUAUAUGUCUGCUAAUGCAUUUACUUCAGUCCUGAAGUGUGUUGCAUAUUUCUUUGUACAGUUGAACCUAGACAUAACUUUUUAUGAUUCUUUCACAUGCAGAUAUCAAGAUUUUGAAGUUUUAGUUAAAAUACUCUGUAGAUUACAUUCCCGAUUACACAAAGCUUACACAAAUUGUGUAUUCCAAGAUUUUAAAGCUUAAUUGUACUUUACCCUGCAUAUUCACAGUGAUUAACAAAGAGCACUUAGAUUCUAUUUGAUAUUUUUUGAUUUCUCAAAGAAUAAAAACUAUUUUAGAUUUUUAGGUCUGAUAUGGCUGCAUCAUUAUCAUCUCAUACAACACUGAUUAAUAUUUUUAAUAUAAAAUGAGAUUGGAAUUUCUUAGCUUCUGUAAAAACUGGUUUAAUUUUCUCUAUCUAGAACUUUGACAAUUCAGAUAAUUAAACAUACUAAAGCAUCCCAAUAAGCUGAAGAAGUGGGCCUUCUAAUUGCAUAUCUUUUUAGCGAUUUCUUAAUGAACAAUGUUCAUUACAAUUUUACCAACCAAAACUGUUGACUAAUGCUAGUGAACAGAAUUUUUUUUCAGUAUAGAUGAAUGAUCA
This is a messenger RNA of Emys orbicularis (European pond turtle), 3826 nucleotides long. It is a transcript of the gene ZNF148, whose product is annotated as zinc finger protein 148. Gene Ontology annotation, molecular function: DNA-binding transcription factor activity, RNA polymerase II-specific. The transcript is spliced from 7 exons. The record is from RefSeq and is a predicted model, not a curated record. The coding region runs from base 186 to 2564 and encodes 792 amino acids. Gene Ontology annotation, biological process: regulation of transcription by RNA polymerase II. Lineage: Eukaryota; Metazoa; Chordata; Testudines; Emydidae. Gene Ontology annotation, cellular component: nucleus.